This is a messenger RNA of Myotis lucifugus (little brown bat), 267 nucleotides long. Its product is annotated as beta-defensin 106-like. Bases 1 to 267 code for a protein of 88 amino acids. Gene Ontology annotation, biological process: innate immune response. Gene Ontology annotation, cellular component: extracellular region. The transcript is spliced from 3 exons. Lineage: Eukaryota; Metazoa; Chordata; Mammalia; Chiroptera; Vespertilionidae. The record is from RefSeq and is a predicted model, not a curated record.
AUGAAGACGACCCUCUUUCUCCUCGCUGUUUUCCUCCUCCUGGCCCCAGCCAGGAAUGCGUUUUUUGAUCAGAAAUGCCUCAAGCUUAAAGGGAGAUGCGUGAAAUCUUGUCAGAAAAAUGAAGAGCUGGUUGCUCUCUGUCAGAGGGCUCUGAAAUGCUGCCUCGUCCUCCAGCCAUGUUCCAACAGUGAAAAGGAGGAUUCCAUCAGGAAGAAGACUCCCAGGACCACCGAGCUGACAGACAGAAAGUCCAGGCGCAGCCCCUGA